UCUGUCUGAGCACUGAAUGCCCAUCCCACUCUCAAAGGAGCUGCACACACACUCUGGCAAACACACUUACCACACUGGCAGUCAGAGCACACACAGCUCCAUUCACCAGUUAUAAAACAAGAGCCACUUCCAGUUAAAGGACAUAAAGCCCAGAUCCGAGCUCCAGUAUGGAUGCGCUGAAGAAGGGAUUCUCCAUGGCUAAGGAGGGAGUGGUGGCCGCCGCCGAAAAAACCAAGGCAGGGGUGGAGGAGGCAGCUGCCAAAACCAAAGAAGGGGUCAUGUACGUAGGCGCAAAGACAAAGGAAGGUGUUGUGACAAGUGUAAACACAGUUGCCCACAAAACAACUGAGCAGGCGAAUCUUGUGAGUGAGACUGCCGUGGUUGGAGCCAAUCAGGCGUCAGAAAAGGCGGUGGAGGGGCUGGAAAGUGUGGUCGCAUCCACUGGCCUUGUCAAACCGGGUGAGCUGACGAAGCAGGAGGGAGAUGUAGAGCAGCCUACAGACGCUGGACAGUAGGGAGAUGUCACACUGAACGCCCCUGUGAUGCUCUUCACAAAAAAAACA
Messenger RNA from Sinocyclocheilus grahami, 563 nucleotides. RefSeq names its product synuclein-like. The transcript is spliced from 5 exons. Lineage: Eukaryota; Metazoa; Chordata; Actinopteri; Cypriniformes; Cyprinidae. Gene Ontology annotation, cellular component: neuronal cell body; cytoplasm; axon terminus. Bases 168 to 515 code for a protein of 115 amino acids. Gene Ontology annotation, molecular function: cuprous ion binding. The record is from RefSeq and is a predicted model, not a curated record. Gene Ontology annotation, biological process: synapse organization; synaptic vesicle endocytosis; chemical synaptic transmission.